AAAUCUGAUCUGCGGUCAUUAUUUUCUCCUCCGCCCCCGAUUUCCUUCCCCUCUCCGUCACUCAAUCAUCCUGCAGCAACUCCCCUCUUCCUCUUCCUCUCCCUCUUUUUCUCCCUUCCUCCUCCGGUUAUCUCCUACAUUUUGAUUUUCGCCUUCCUCUUCAUCUAAAAAUCUUCUAUCUGUUCUUUGCGCAGCCUAGUUGCUUAUAAUCGAAGCUCUUUUUCCGCUCUCGCACCUGCCCAGCGCGCCCGCCCUCAGCAGACGUCACACCCCACGCAAGAUUGGAAAUUAGGCAGACGCUUUCCACCAUUUUACUCCUCUUCUAUAAGAUUGCGAAGCUAUUCCCACAUUGAAUUGGGACGGCGAUCUGUUUAUAAUACCAACUUCGUCUAUGUCCACUUCCUAGGGACUGUAAUUUGUGUGGAAUUCGGGUGUCAUUGGGUCUGGAUUGUCGCUCACGAUGGCCGCAACGAAUCCCCCCGCCCCUCUUCCGAAUGGAACUCAGUCGGUCGGCCUCGCGACCGACUCAGCCUCUACCACCACGAUCAACUCACCCUCUACCACGACCGUCAACUCCUCCUCUACCACUACUGUCAACACGUCUAAUAGCCCAAUUUUGACCGGGAAGCAAGAACAUUAUCUCAAGCGCGAGCUCAUUUCUCGACAAGUUCAGAGCGAAAUUGCCGAACUGAACUCCCCAACAGCCUUACAGCGUUUUGGUGCUCCCUUCAAGUCGGAAUUCGGUGAGGUUGCCCCAGUCGAUUCGGAGCUUCCCAUUCUACGAUACAUCUUCGUGCACCAUGUGCGCAACUUCCCAUUCCUGGAUAAGGCCCGCGAGAAGGAAUUUUGGCAAGAUAAGCUCCAAGUGUUUCUCGAGUCAUUCGCCAAGAAACAUGUAUCCUCGUCGGAGGAUCGCCUGGAAGAGACGAAGCGCAGGAAGCUAGCGCGUAAAUGCGAAAAGCUGGUGGAGCUCAUGAUGGUCUCUGGAAUCCCCACUGCAUCGGGUUACGAAGAACGCAUCCAAUUCUCCGAAAUGGAGGUCGUGGAUCGCGGUGCCAACGAAAAGGGCCUGUUGGUCAACAUGCCUGAAGGGAAUGCGAUUCAUGGCUGGGAUGUUAAUGUGGCUGCAGUACGGGUCACAUCGGUCAGACGGACCGUGAGGUAUCAUCAACAUGCAGAAUUCAUCAUUCGGGUGCGCCGAGAUGGACAGAAGGAUACUUUUGUGGCCCGUCGAUAUGGCGAUUUCGCUAGGAUGCACAAACGCCUGCGCACAGAGUUUCCUGGGAAGCCCCUGCCUCCGCUGCCACGCAAGAACAAGGCUUCCUUGACAUCCAGCAUAUUUGGCUCUGCAGACGAUGAAGCCUCAUCGAUUUCGUCCGUCUCCACGCAAGACACGAGCGCAGUAGACGAUAGCUAUUCAUCCCGGAAUCUAGCCCCCGGAAACCACCAUACUCGCUCAUUGUCACGGUCUUCCAUGCGGUCGCUGAGGUCGCCUAGAGCUUCCGGAGACUCCCCAAGAGAGACAGUGCUCUAUCGAGAAGAGCAAAGAGUCUCUCUUCGGGCCUUUCUCCGGACUCUGCUCCAGAACAAACGGGUGGCGGAAACCAAAGCGCUCGAGGACUUUCUGACUACCAACCCCAUUACUCUCAACGAAGAGGAGAAACUGGAUAUGCAGAAGCGCAAGGAGGUUGACGCUGUCCGAAUUGAGGAGCAGAAGCGGUUCUAUGAAAUCGCCAGAGCGCGGGCGGCUGAGUUGGACGCCUACAUGGAGAACUUCCGCCGAGAUAUCGUGGAGAGCAAUGGAUUGACGAAGCUUUUCGCGGAGAUCAAAGAGAAACCGACAGUAGAGGACUUGAGUCCUCAAUACCAGAAAUUCGCCGAAUGGCUGCGAAUAGAAGUUGCCGCCACGCUCUACCAUCUAUUCUUGGCUGAGGAUAACUCUCCUGAAUUGUUUGCACAAGCCAAGAGGAUCCAUUCUCUUGUCCCUUACAGUCUUCUGAAGAACGUAAUCCGCAUUGCGAACCCAGCGGCGGUGAUGUCAGGAGUCCUGGACCUCUUCCUAGCUCAACCUUUCGGAUCUCGAUCACUCCUCCAACGCAUAUUUUCCAUGACCUUGAAUGAUGGAAUCAGAGCGUUUCAAAAGUCAAUCGAUGCGCUGGCCGCGACGAUUGAAGAUCCUGUCCUUUGUCAAAAGUUGAAGGCAUUCACCAACGCUGAUGAAGAUUUGAAAAACGAGAUUCGCGCCGAAGCCGUCGUUGAGGAUGUUGAUAUCAUUGUGGCAAUUCUCAAGACAGAACUUCUGGCUCCUGAACUGACACCCGACCAGUUUGGCAAAGUAUUCAACGCUUACGUCGCGUGGAACCAGGCUGUCGAGAGUAUCGAUGUGGAGAUGCGGGAAGGCGCGCAUUGGUUCGCCAACUUGAAGCAAUUGCUCAAACUCUACACGCGCCAGCGGGAUAAGACUAUGAUGCUUAGUAUCGUAGAGGAGCCGGUCACCCUGCAGCUCUUCCGGGAUCUUUUUACCAUCUUCUACGAGCCACUCGUUAGGGUCUAUAAGUCGGCGAAUGUCUACAAUAGUAUCACUGACUUUGCACGCUUCGCGGAUGAUGCCAUCGCCGUGAUUGAAAAAUGCCAUCGCCAGGACGUAUCUGCAGACCCCAACCAGACAGUCCAGUCCUUUAUCGAUCUUUGUGAGCGUCACCAAAGCAGCUUCUACAAGUUCGUGCACGAAGUGCACCUACACGACAAUGGCCUUUUUGGAUCCCUGAUGGCAUGGAUAGAAGAUAUCCUCGAGUUCUUGCGCAAAGGCCCACGAGGUGGCAAACUGGACAUGAAUGCCUUACUCACAGGGGCGAAGGAUGUGGGGCAGAUCGACAAAGACAAGGCCUUGAACGAGAUCAACGCACUGAUCAAGUGGCAUGCCGAUCGGAAGCGAUGGCAUCUGAACAAGACUAGACAGAAGAUGGCAGCCGAGGGAACCGGCAAUGAGAUCAUCCCCGGUAGCACGACCUUCCGCAGCAGUGAUUUUGGUUUGGAUGAGGCUGACCUUGAGGAUCUCGCUAUUUCCGACGAGGAGUCUGACGCGUCUGAUGAGAUGGAUGAUGAGGAAGAUCUCGAUCCUAUCACGGCCGAGCGAAGACGUCGGAUCAAGAAGCAAGACCAGCUGCGGCGAACGGCGGGCGAGCCUGUUAAGCCGGAGAUCGAGGAGAAAUGCGACUUCUUCCUCUGGGCCAGCGACGCCGAACUGCGCGAGAAAACCACCGUUCUCUCCAAUUCUCGAUCCGAACCCAACCCCUCCACGACGCCAACGCCGACUAAAAGACCCCGCGUGUUGAACGGCCUCCUCACCCCGCAGACCGAGCAGCGCAUCCACCGCCACAGCCCCGCAACGGGCGGCGGCCUGCACAAGCAGCCGCAGCAGCAGCAGCAGCAUUUUCGAACGAUGUUCUCUAGAAGUGCCAAGGCGCGCAUGAUGUCCGAAGAUCUCGAUGAAUUCGAAUGGGACGACGACGUCGGCGCCGAAGUGGGCAAACUCCUGGACGUCAAACCCAUCCGCCAACCCAGCUUCGGGCCUCGCGACGCUCCGGCUGCUCCCCGCGCUCACCAGCCAUCUGUGACCUUGUCCUCGGCGAAGCGAAAGUGGUCGGAUACCGAGGAUAAUCCCGAGCCACCCGGCAGCCAUAAUAGGAGUCCCCCGGCUGCUGGGCUUGCUAGGCUUACGCCCCGUGCUCAUAUCAAUCGCGGUCCAUCAACCACUGCCGCAGUACCGCCUCCCUCGUCUAUGGACUUCUCCAUGACGCCAAGCCCAACCCGGUUUCGAGAUGCGAUGGCGGGCGGAGGCGAUACGCCGCUGGACUCGUCGCAGCUGGCUUCACAGGCUGUGCAGAUCUUGGAAAGCUAUGGUGUGGCACUACCGAAGCAGGUGCAGGAUGAACUGACGGUUCUGCUUGAUAAAUAUGAUUUGAAGAUGAAGGGGAUUAUCCGGGGACGCGAUAUCUCGCGCGUAGCGUUGAAGAAGAAAGAUGAACAGAUCGAAGAGCUGAAAGCGCAACUAGCGCAGCUGGAGGGUCGGAGUAGACCAUCGAAGCGCGUCAAAUCUGAGCACCUAUCCACAUCGACUCCGAUGUCCAAGGAAACUGACUCCGAGACCAAGCCGGUUCGCAGCGACAUCCCCGCUAUGUUUCGGCCUCCGGUGAAUCGCGCCAUGCGCGUGCUGGACCGGUCCUUCUUCAAGCGCACGGUGCCAUUGUCUGCUGCCACGAUCUUCAAGACCUCGGAUAUUGCAACCGUGCGACAAGCACUGCACAAGAAGCGUGACUUGCUGGCGCUGCCCCGGAUGGCGACCCUGCGGGAUGUCCAGCAGGACGAUGUCGUGCGGAAAUGCUUGUUGCUGCGGGAGGAAAUCAAGCAUGACGAUACGGCGACCUGGUCCCCCACGGUCUCUGAAUUGGUCGAGAAAGGCAUGGUAAGCGUUGGACCUUAUGAUUUGACGAUUGAGUAUGAUUACUGGACCUACGCCGAUAUCAUGGCGUCCAUUCUUCCCGAGGAACUGUGCGACGAGAUUCCUCAAGGAUUCACCCAAGUGGGACACGUCUCCCACCUGAAUCUCCGUGAACAAUAUCUCCCGUACAAAAACAUUAUCGCCGAGAUCCUUCUGGACAAGAACCCCACGGUGAAGACGGUGAUCCGCAAAACCGACGACGUUGGCUCGCACAGUCAAUUCCGCACGUUUCCGUUCGAGCUCCUCGGCGGAGUGAACGACCUAAACGUCAUUCAACACGAACAGAACUGCGAAUUCCGAUUCGACUACUCGCGGGUCUACUGGAACAGCCGACUGGAGACGGAGCACCGCCGGCUGGUGGACAAGUUCCGCCCCGGGGAGAUGGUCUGCGACGUGAUGGCGGGCGUGGGGCCGUUCGCCGUACCGGCGGGCAAGAAGAAGAUCUUCGUCUGGGCCAACGAUCUCAACCCGCACGGCUACGAGGUCAUGCAGGACGCGAUCAAGCGCAACAAGGUCGAGAAGUUCGUCACGCCGCACAACGAGGAUGGCCGCGACUUCAUCCGCUCCUCCGCCCGCCGCCUCCUCGAGGCACCGCUCACCGUGACCGUUGAACCCAAAGUCCGCCGCAGCCAGAAGGACAACGCCCCCCCGCCCGAGGUGUUUCACCGGCCGACUGUCUUCCACCACUACGUGAUGAACCUGCCCGGGAACGCGAUUGAGUUCUUAGAUGCGUUUGUCGGGGUGUAUGCGGGCGAGGAAGGGCGGUUCGCGCCACACACGGAGCAGAAGCUGCCGAUGGUGCAUGUGUACUGCUUCUCGGGCCAUUCCGAGGAUGAGCAUGAUGACCACGUGGAUAUCUGCCAGCGUAUCUCGGAGAGGAUCGGGUUCGAGAUCACGACGGAGGACCGUGUGGGGGGGUCGGGGCGGCAGGAGUUGGAGCUGGCUAUUCACAACGUACGGUUGGUCAGUCCGAAUAAGCAGAUGUUCUGCGCGAGUUUCCGGCUGCCGGAGGAGGUGGCUUUCAAGAAGGUUUAGUCGGGAGGAUGUUUUUAUGGGGUGGUGGUUUUACUAUUGUAGUAUAUUGCAUAGCCAAGUUACACAUAAGGCGUUUGACUUAGUUAACUCCCGGGGUAUGUCGAAAGAAGUUGUUAGUUGGUAG
This is a messenger RNA of Aspergillus saccharolyticus JOP 1030-1, 5660 nucleotides long. RefSeq lists its product as uncharacterized. Lineage: Eukaryota; Fungi; Ascomycota; Eurotiomycetes; Eurotiales; Aspergillaceae. Bases 461 to 5536 code for a protein of 1691 amino acids. The record is from RefSeq and is a predicted model, not a curated record. Gene Ontology annotation, molecular function: phosphatidylinositol binding. The transcript is spliced from 11 exons. Gene Ontology annotation, biological process: tRNA methylation.